UGUUUCGCUUCUCCGUGUCUUCUGGGCAGGUGGCGGCGGCGGCGGCGGCGGGGGCGCGCGGGGUCCGCACGUGCCGCUGCGGCGGCGGGAGCGCGGGGAGCGGCGGGCGCCGGGAGAUGAAGUACCUGAAGCCAUGGUGGUCGGACGGCGGCGGUCUCCUGCACCUCACCAUCCUGCUGAGCCUGGCGGGGCUCCGCGUGGACCUGGAUCUCUACCUGCUGCUGCCGCCGCCGCCCCUGCCCGGCGAUGAGCUGCUGCUGCGAGGUGGCCCGGAGAGCCCCGCCUACGCGCUCAGCCCCUUCCCCGCCUGGGGAGGCUGGGGGCGCGCCGACCAGCUGCACCCCAAGGGCUGGGAGCCUGACCCCGCGGUGCCGUCCGAGGGACGACUACUCCGGGAGGUGCGCGCGCUGGGAGUCCCCUUCAUCCCGCGCACCCGCGUGGAUGCGUGGCUGGUGCACAGCGUGGCGGCGGGGGACCCCGACGGCGCGCACGGGCUCCUCGGUGCUGCUGCUGCCACCUCGUCGGCCGGAGGAGUGGGCGCCAGCGUGGACGGCGGCAGCCAGGCGGCGCCGGGCAGUGGCGGCGACCCUCGAGCGGCUCAGAACAGUCCCUUGACCGCCGGAGAGGAGGAGACUGCGCCGGCGGAACCGACGGCUCAAGUUCGGGACGCCGCAGCACGAGCCAAUGAGGAGAAUGGGGUGCAAGAAACAGUGGAUCACAAUUCCCAGCAGGAGGAAGAUGAGCAAAUGACCUUAGCCCAGGAGAAACCACUAUUACAGAAGAAUGAAGGUGAAAAUAAAACAACAGAUAAACCUGACCGGGACACAGAAAAACCUGCUGAAUCUCGAAGUGAGAGAUAUCCAAAUGGAACAGAAACCCCUCUCUCUCUGGAAGACUUUUUCCAGUUGUUUCCAUCACAGUCUGAAAAUUCACUGGAGGGCAUCUCACCAGGAGAUAUUCCUCCUCUUGGAAGUAUGAAUGAUGGCAUGAAUUUUUCAGCACAUAAUAUCAAUUUUAGCCAGGCUCUAAGUCAAGACGUGAGUCUCCAUGAAGCUAUGCUGCGCUGUCCAACAGACGGUACAUUUAGAAGUGACGCGGCAGCAAGAAUUUCACAGCCGCAAGAACCAUUUCUACAGUUAAAUUGUCAAACUACCAAUCCUGAACAGGCUUUUCCUGCAACUAACUGGACAGGGCUUUUUCCCUAUGAUGAAAAUCAAAUGCGGAACCUACCGAGUCAAGACCUUCAUUGUGACCUGGAUACAAACAUAUUUGAUGAGAUAAAUUUAAUGUCCUUGGCUACAGAAGAAGGUUUUGAUCUAAUGGAAGCUUCUAAGCUUUUUGAAGAACCAGAUUCUGAUUCUGGACUUUCCUUAAAUUCAAGUCACAACAGCACCUCUGUCAUCAAAUCUAAUUCCUCACACUCUACCUAUGAAGGAGCUAUAGGCUAUAGCAGUGACUUUGAAUCUGUUUAUCAUCAUGACUUAGAAGUAGAAGGGGCUGUGGGAGGUUACUACCCAGAGCCAAGUAAGCUCCAGAGUAACUCUUGUCCUAAUGGGGACCUUGCAUUUCAACAUGUAUUUCACAACCACACCUAUCACUUAGAGUCAAAUGCAUUAGAAUCCACUUCUGAAUCCUUUUCAUGGCCUGGCAAGACACAGAGAAUAAGGAGUAAAUACCUCAAUGACACAGAUAGAAACUUAAGCCGUGACGAACGGCGUGCUAAAGCUCUGCAUAUCCCCUUCUCUGUGGAGGAAAUUGUCCGUAUGCCUGUUGAUUCUUUCAACAGCAUGCUGAGCAGGUACUAUCUGACAGAUUUGCAGGUGUCACUCAUCCGCGACAUAAGGAGGAGGGGGAAAAACAAAGUUGCUGCUCAGAACUGUCGUAAGCGCAAAUUGGACAUAAUUUUGAAUCUAGAAGAUGAUGUAUGUAGCUUAGAAGCAAAGAAGGAAACCCUUAAAAGAGAGCGAGCCCAGUAUAACAAAGCGAUUAACGUAAUGAAACAGAAACUGCAUGACCUUUAUCACGAUGUUUUUAGUAGGCUAAGAGAUGAAGAAGGCCGGCCAGUCAAUCCAAACCAGUAUGCUCUUCAGUGUAGCCAUGAUGGAAGUGUUUUGAUUGUACCCAAGGAACUGAUGACCUCAGGCCACAAAAAGGAGAACCAAAAGGGAAAGAGAAAAAAAUGACAAGAAAUUUAAAGUUGGAUCCCACUAAAAUACAUAAUAUUGUGACUUUCAGAAACUGAUUAGAAACCACUGGGUUUCAAAAUCAACUUGCAGAGUAUUACCUAAUUAAGGAGUAGUACUUGAAUUGCUCCGUAAGGCUCAUUUCGAAGCUUAUCUGGACAAGUUUGAAAGCUGAUA
Messenger RNA from Sorex fumeus (smoky shrew), 2360 nucleotides. It is a transcript of the gene NFE2L3, whose product is annotated as NFE2 like bZIP transcription factor 3. Gene Ontology annotation, biological process: regulation of transcription by RNA polymerase II. NCBI's taxonomy places the organism in Eukaryota, Metazoa, Chordata, Mammalia, Eulipotyphla, Soricidae. The record is from RefSeq and is a predicted model, not a curated record. Bases 117 to 2183 code for a protein of 688 amino acids. The transcript is spliced from 4 exons. Gene Ontology annotation, molecular function: RNA polymerase II cis-regulatory region sequence-specific DNA binding; DNA-binding transcription factor activity, RNA polymerase II-specific. Gene Ontology annotation, cellular component: nucleus.